Molecule: messenger RNA, 1554 nt
Organism: Penicillium mononematosum
Lineage: Eukaryota; Fungi; Ascomycota; Eurotiomycetes; Eurotiales; Aspergillaceae
Product: MFS transporter
Exons: 4
Coding region: 1-1554 (517 amino acids)
Biological process (GO): transmembrane transport
Molecular function (GO): transmembrane transporter activity
Source: RefSeq, a predicted model, not a curated record
AUGUCAGAUAUAAAUGAAACGAGCGGUCGCUCUCGGAUACCGCUAUAUCAGCUAGUUCUGUCCCAAGACACCAUCACCGACGACGUUGUCAGCCACGAAUGGGAGGGAAAUGGCACGCCUGAAGAUCCUUACUUGGUGGACUGGCUUCACGAAGAUGCCCGCGAUCCGCACCAAAUGCAAGAUUGGCUAAAAUGGUCCAUCACAAUUCUACAAGCCGCUUCCUUUUUGUCCAUUACUUUUGCUUCGUCUGCUCUCUCAGCAGCCAACCCCCAGAUCCUGGAACGCUUCGGUACCAGCACUGAGCUAGUUGUUGCCGACACCUCACUUUUUGUUCUCGCCUUUGCCAUCGGGCCAGCUAUCUGGGCUCCACUUUCCGAGCUCUGGGGCCGUCAGAUCAUCUACUUCGUCACGUACGGGUUGACUACACUAUUUGCCGGGGUAACAAUUGCAAGCCCGAAUAUUGCGACUUUGCUAGUCCUAAGAUUCCUCGCAGGCGCAUUUGGUUCUUCGGCAAUCUCCAAUGCUGGAGGUGUGGUUUCAGACAUGUAUACAGCCCGUGAUAGAGGGCUGGCUACAAUCGCUUUUAUUGGAGCCCCCUUCUUAGGUCCUAGUCUCGGACCAAUCACUUGCAACUUCUUAGCUGUGUCAAAAGGCUGGAAGUGGGUCCAAGGGCUUACAACUAUCUUCAACGGGGUGGUGUUCCUGAAGCGCGCUGUCAAGCUUGGUAAAUUGACCGGAGCAGUUUACAAGAGUCGUCUAGACAUUGGAAAUGCAAAUAGAACUGCUCGUGAGAUCUUCACCAAGACCAUGGUCCGACCCUGGAUAUUGCUGUUGAUGGAGCCGAUCGUGCUGCUUUUGUCUAUCUACAUGGCUAUCAUUUACGGAACGAUGUAUAUGGAAUUUGCUGCCUUCCCGAUUGUCUUUGAAGAGAAUCUCAAAUGGCCCCAAAGCACCUCCGGCCUGUCCUUCCUUGGCAUGAUGAUCGGGCAGAUUCUCGGAUGCGCUUAUUCAAUCUUCGAAGACGGCCGGUAUAAGAAAGUCGCCGAUCGCACAGCCUACGGUCGCCCACCUCCCGAAGCUCGACUCAUUCCAGCGAUGGUUGGAGCAGUUACUCUUCCUGUGGGAUUAUUUUGGUUCGCCUGGACCAACUUCCCACAUAUCCAUUGGAUCGUCUGCGAGAUUGGAACAGUACUUUUCGGGUUCUCUCAUGUUUCCAUCUUCUUGAGUGUGGUGAACUACUUGGUCGAUGGGUAUACUAUCUACGCGGCAUCGGCAUUAGCAGGUAAUGCUGUCAUCCGGGCCCUUUUCGGCGCGGCAUUUCCGCUCUUCACAACGCCAAUGUACCAGAACCUUGGCAUUCACUGGGCCUCCUCAAUUUCGGCUUUCCUCGCUGUAGCUUGUCUACCGUUCCCAUGGAUUUUCUACAAAUACGGCCCAGCAAUUCGCCGCCACUGCCAAUACGCUGCAGAGUCUGCCCGGCAAUUGGAUGAAAUGGCCGACCGGAUGCGUGCACAGGCUGAGCAGAGAGCAGCCAAGCAGAAACCCGAGAGUUGA